AUGAAGGAUCUGGACCUGCUGCACAGACAGAAUGUGGCCCCCAAACCCAUACUUGAGAUGAGUCUUGGCCUGGCAAGAGAUGUGCUCAACCUCCAUGAUCGUUAUGAGGAUCUCAAGCCCUCCUUCAAGACUUCUGAAUUUUGCAAGGCUAAUCACGAAGCCAAUCUGGCUGAUUUUUCAAAGCAGAAGGCAGAGCUGGACCAGACGGUGGCAGGAUACAAGGAGGCUAAGUCCACUGCGGACAAGCUGGAAAAACAUAUUGAGGAGCUGCAGAAGCAACUGAGCAUGGUUGAAGCUUCCAUGCCAGCCUUGGCGAUUGCAGAGGCUUCAAUUCAUCAGGGGGUGCUGCUUCAAAAGGAACUCUCCAUUAAGAAGACCAACUUGCAAGAAACCCUCAAGAAAUUAGGGUUCUGA
Prunus armeniaca (apricot) is the source of this 414-nucleotide messenger RNA. Lineage: Eukaryota; Viridiplantae; Streptophyta; Magnoliopsida; Rosales; Rosaceae. The record is from the annotation of a GenBank genome assembly.